Molecule: messenger RNA, 450 nt
Organism: Eimeria acervulina
Lineage: Eukaryota; Apicomplexa; Conoidasida; Eucoccidiorida; Eimeriidae
Exons: 1
Coding region: 1-450 (149 amino acids)
Source: RefSeq, a predicted model, not a curated record
AUGAAGGCAACAAAAGUCACAGAUAAGCAGCAGCAACACCAGCAGCAGCAGCAACACCAGCAACAGCAUCCGGCAGAGCAGCAGCACCAGGAGAACCGGAAGCAGCAGCAACAGCGGCAGCAGCAGCAGUGCCAGACGCAGCAGCAGCGGUGCCAAGAGCAGCAACAAAGACAGCAGCAUCAGCAGCACCAGCAGCAACAGCAGCAGCAUGAGCAGCACCAGCAGCAACGGCAGCAGGACACCAGCACCAGAGGCAGCAGCAGCAACAAAAGCAGCAGCAGCAACAGCAGCAGCAGCAACAGCAGCAGCGACAGCAGCAGCAGCAGCAGCAGCAGCAACAGCAGCAGCAGCAGCAGGACCUGCAGCCUAGCUGGUGCAAUGAGGAGGGGGGGUUUUGCUUCUGGCCAAAGCGCAGCGCGCGUCUGCAGCAGCGAGAGGACCCCCAAGUGA